Coccomyxa subellipsoidea C-169 is the source of this 2346-nucleotide messenger RNA. RefSeq lists its product as hypothetical. Gene Ontology annotation, cellular component: plasma membrane. The record is from RefSeq and is a predicted model, not a curated record. The coding region runs from base 1 to 2346 and encodes 781 amino acids. Lineage: Eukaryota; Viridiplantae; Chlorophyta; Trebouxiophyceae; Coccomyxaceae. The transcript has 14 exons. Gene Ontology annotation, biological process: phosphatidylserine exposure on apoptotic cell surface; apoptotic process involved in development; engulfment of apoptotic cell.
AUGAGUGGCGUUGAAAACGCCAGUGGCUGGCUCUCAGACAGCAGCAGAGAGUCAAGCCACAGCGGCUCCCACUACGUCUCUGUCCAGUCCGACGGCCACUCCAGCCUGUCAACGCCCACAACUGCGGUCUCCACGACACCCCUCACCCAAAGAAUAAUUCUACAAGACUCCAGGCAGGAAAACAUUGCGCGGCGGCUUGCAGAGGGCUUUGCAGAGGACAUUGAGCUCUUCAACAAUCCUAUCGGCAGUGCUGACGGGAUCCAUGCAACAGCGUCUGCAGGCUCUCCCCCAGUCAUGAUCCAGAAUCCGGAGUACUCUGAGGACAGCCCUACACAGAGCUUCCACCUGUCAGCCAGCUCCGUGCCCACAGAGGUGACACUGGCAGCCCUCCAGGUCAGACAUGAGGGCAGUCUCUUCGCGCAGCAACUGGAAGGCUCUGAGAUGGAGUCCACAGAUGUACAAGCAGCACUGCCCUUUGUGGCGCGCUCUCUGCCAAAGAGGCGGCCGGACGACAGGAUACCAGCGUACAUGCCCCGGGUGGCGCUCUCAACGCCCCUGCCGCUGAGCAGAGAUGUGGAGGACAGAAUUACUAGCCUUGGACCGGCGCUGCCAAUGGAGCAGAAGGCGCUGCUGUGGCUGGGGAUAGGCCUGGACGUCAGCUCCAAGGCCAGCCUGUGCAUCUCUCUGUGGCGCUUUGCGCACCGGCAGCGGUGGCUGUGGUUUGGCGCCACUCUGGGCUUCUUUACCAUAUCCUCUGCGGUGUGUGUCAUGUACUGGAUGACCCACUACCCCACCGCCGCCCUUGACCAAGACCUGCGAGACAGCCGUAGCAAGUUCCAGCGCUCAGAUCUCUACGAAGCGCGCGUGCACGGCCUGCGAAAGGAGACGUUCAAGAGGUGGGUGCGGCGGCUGGGUACUCUGUGCGCGGUCUGCCAGCUGGGCACGGCCUUCGCCGCUACGCGCGCGUUGUUCUCCAGCGAGGCACGCCAGCGCCUUGUCGAGAUGGACCUCAGGCAAGGCUCACCCUUUUUGGGCAUGCGGCUGGCGGACACGGUGUUCCUGACGCUGGGAGUGUGCCUGCUGCAAGUCUACAUCGGCAUGCGCUGCGUGCACCAGUCGGCCAGCUGCAUGUACCACUUGCGCGGCGGCUUCGACUGGAUCACCUGCGCCUCCAUCGUCGCCUCGCUCUCCUCCUCGGCCCUCUGCUUCCUGUCCCUCGAGAUCAAUGACCACCGCUUCAUCAAGGACAGGCACGCCCCUGGCUCCCUGCCUCUCAUGGCAUAUCAGGUGGAGCUGGCCAGCUUCUUCAUGUACCGGCUGGCAGAGCUGAGCGCGCGGGUCACUCUCCUGGCACUCUUUGCGAACAUAUAUGGUUUCUGGACGCUGCUGCCGCUGGGCCUGCACGCUGUGGCAGUAGUGCUCCUGCUGCGCUUCAGCCCCUGCAGGGGGCAGCGCAGGAUAUGGGACAAGGCCACUGCCAGCACCCAGGCGCAGCUGGGCACCGCAGUGAAAAUGCCGGUGCCCAGGUUCGAUGAUGUGAAGCUUCUGGUUGCCUGCAUGGCGUGGCCGCCCUCUGUCUUUGUCUCUGACGCCACCGACGCUCAAGGGCGGUUUUGGUGGCGAUCGCGCAUGUGCGGGCGGCGGUCAGCGUGCGACGUGGCGCUGAAGAGCCGGCUGGUGCCCUUCCCGGCAUUCAACACCCUCAUCGCCACCGAGGCCGCCUGCCUGCUGGGCCUCCUCUGGGGCGCAGGGGUGCCGGCGUGGGCGGCGAGGUAUUUGGGGGUGGCAGUGCUGCUGCACAUCGCAUGGGGCUUCCUGGGGAUGCUGUGGCUGGCGUGCGUGCACACCUGCUGCGUGGAGCGCCAGCUGGACGACCUCUGCCGCGUCGCCGCCCAGCAGGAGUCCCUGCACAUCAAGACUCUGCGCGCCCUGCUGCCGCGCAGCAACGCGCGGCUGCUGCCGGUGCUGAGAGAGGACGCCGAAGGCUCCGACGGCGCGUGGCCGGAAUCGGCCGCGGCGUCGUCGGCCGGCGCGGCGGCGAGCGACAGGUCUCCCGAGCAGCAGCCGGCAGCUUCCCGGGAGGGCUCCCCUGUGCAGGCGCUGCUGUCAGCCAUUGGCGUGCAGAUCCCCACAGGGGACUACCAGGAGGACAAGCUGCAGGGAAAGGCUGCCACCGUGGCAUGUGACAUGUCCAACCCCUCCAGGAACUCGCCAGAUCCAAGCAAGACCCCAUCAACUGUGGGCACGGUGCUCAGUAUUGUAGCAUCCCGCGCCAGCCGGGGCUACAGCUGCAUUACUAUUAUUAUUAUUAUUACACGCUACUAUUUCAGCUGUAUAAGCGAGUGA